UGUCGUCGAUGUACAUAGAGUGAGGUGCGCGUAAAACCUCUAGUGAAUAUAGAAGAAAAAAUGUUUUUAGCAAUCAUAAUUAUUGCGUGCUGUUACCUGAUCUAUUAUCUAGGUCAGAGACAGCACACCUACUGGAAACGUCGUGGUUUCACACAACUGGAGCCCAAGUUUAUUUUCGGCGAUGUCCAACCGAUGGUCAAAGGACAAAUGUCGUUUGGUCAAGUCCUGGAGAGUCUAUACGUGAAAAGUAGAAUGCACAAGUUGGUCGGCAUUUACUUUUUCUAUAAACCGGCGAUACUGGUUAAUGAUCCAAUCCUCUUGCAACAUGUGUUCAUAAAGAACUUUACGUCGUUUCAUGAUCGACCGGUGAACAUUGAUCUGGAUGUCGAUACACUUCGAGACAAUUUAUUCAGCACGCCGGGAAAGAAAUGGCGCGAUCUGAGAACCAAGCUCUCGCCAACGUUUACUAGUGGCAAGCUGAAGGGAAUGUUUUCCACCAUCACCGAUUGUGCUAACGUUUUGGAUAGGUAUCUGGUAAACAACGUAGAUCGCGGAGAGAAUACGUUCGAUUUUCGGGAUCUGUUUGCGCGAUUUAACACAAACAUCAUAUCGUCGGUGGCAUUCGGCAUCGAAAAUGACUGUAUCAAUGAACCGGAUAACAUUUUCCGUAAAAUGGGCACCAAAAUAUUCGAAAUGACUACGAAAAAAAAGGUUCAAGCCAGUUCCGUAAUGUUAAUACCUGCGUUGCGAAAGAUAUGGAAAUUCAAAUUUACGAGCGACGAGGUCGAAGCAUUUUUCAAAAAUGUUGUCAAACAGACCGUUGACUAUAGGGAAAAGAAUAACUACGAAAGGAACGACUUUAUGCAACUCUUAAUUCAACUGAAGAACCAAGGAUAUUUGUCAGCUGAUAGCGGUGACACAAAAUCGGUUGAAAAGGAGGCGAAGCAGACUAACCAGGCGGUGAAAAAAUUGAGUUUGCUCGAUUUGGAGGCCAAUGCAUUCCUCUUCUUUGUUGCCGGAUUCGAAACCUCAAGCUCCACGCUUUCCUUCUGCAUCUUUGAGCUGGCCAGGAAUCUACGAAUUCAGCGAAAAGCUCAAGACGAAAUUGACAGAGUCAUUGCUGCAAAUGACAAUAAGGGCUUUACCUACGAAAUGAUUCACGAGUUGAAAUACUUGGAAUGUUGCAUUGACGAAGCAUUGAGAAAGUAUCCCAUCGUACCGCUACUAUUCCGAGUAGCUGCUGAAGAUUUCAGGGUACCGGAUACCAAUUUGACUGUCCCGAAGGGAACCGAAAUGAUGAUCCCAGUGCUGGGCAUUCAUCGGAAUCCAGAUAUAUACGACAAUCCUCUGGAAUUCAGACCGGAAAGAUUCUUAACAUCGUCUACUGGAUCAACGAUUGAAACGAAAGGUUGCUAUUAUUUGCCGUUUGGUGAUGGACCUCGGAAUUGCAUCGGGAUGAGAAUGGCAAAAGUAAUGACGAAAAUUGGCAUGGCAACGGUUUUGGCUAAAUUUAAUGUUGAACUCGUCGACAAGAACUUGGAAAACGUUGAACUUGAUAUCGAUCCUGAGCAAUUCAUUCACACGCCAUUAAAACCAUUCAAUUUGAAAUUGACACCACGAACUGUUGCAUAACGAUUUGAUUGAUGGGCAGAGAGUUUACAAUGAACAAUGUGAAUUUUUGAUGGGGUUAAUUAGAUUUACCUUAAAAUGGAUAAGCGUUCACACCUAAUUAAAUUUCAAAUGUUA
This is a messenger RNA of Bradysia coprophila, 1746 nucleotides long. Its product is annotated as cytochrome P450 6d3-like. NCBI's taxonomy places the organism in Eukaryota, Metazoa, Arthropoda, Insecta, Diptera, Sciaridae. The record is from RefSeq and is a predicted model, not a curated record. Gene Ontology annotation, molecular function: iron ion binding; heme binding; monooxygenase activity.